Molecule: messenger RNA, 3111 nt
Organism: Ruditapes philippinarum (Manila clam)
Lineage: Eukaryota; Metazoa; Mollusca; Bivalvia; Venerida; Veneridae
Exons: 13
Coding region: 620-2683 (687 amino acids)
Source: RefSeq, a predicted model, not a curated record
ACAUCACAAUUUACAACGUUAAACGGCCUUCGUAUCCUUUACGUCGGUUUACAGACGUUAAUACGUAACGCUAACGCAAAUUGCCAAAAACUUGCUCGUUCGAAUACAAAACAAUUAAUCACAUUUUGCAACCGGGCAAAUUCUUAAACUAUUUAGGUCGAAUGUUAGCACAAGCGUUCUUUAUUUUACAUUAACCUGACAUUGUGACAAGAUUUCUUAAAAUAAAGUCAGUUAAAGUGCUCUUUUUCGUUUUGAGGUUUUGGGGGGUAUAGAUUUGAAUGGGUUUUAUAUAAGGGAACUGAACCACAAUUAAUAAGAUAAUAAACGAGAUAGUUGGACGGAACUUUGAUAAAUGUGCAUGAAAACACAAUUUUGUAAACGGAUAAUAGAUUAAACCAAUCAUCAAGGUUAUUCAGAUAGUUUUAAUGAAAACAGAAAGGAAAGGAUUUUAGAAUUUAUAUAUGCACUAAUACAGUUAAAAAAGAUUUACAGUGUUCUAGAGUUACUUCGGAAAUUUGUUAUUUAUUUUAAGUGUGGUUGUUUAUUUAUUUUACAUUUCAUAAAACUAUAUUGUGUGACUUUUAUUUUACACACAAAUUUACCAUAAGGAUCUAUAAUCAUGAUUCACAAUACAUUUGGUAAAGUGAUAAUCUUAUUAACUAUUGCUGUUUUGUGGAUAUCUCGAACAGCUGAUGCAAAGAAACCAUGCCUUCCAGCAAAAAAUAUGAUAAGUUGCCUGAUAGACAGAUGUAAACUAGGAAUGAAAUGUCCCGGUGACCCAACUGCUACAUGCAAAAUGGUUCAAACAAAGUGUGAUGGUUGUAAAGCUAUGUGGUUUUCGAAAUCUGGCGAAAAAGCGAGCUGCGGUCUCAGGAAAAACCUAAAAUUGUGCCCAGGAGGGGAACCUAUUGUAAAAUGCAGCUUGGACUUGUGCAAAUGGCCUUGCACACAUCCGGAUUUCAGAGGGGCAGAAUGCAGAAAGACAGUUUGUGGAGAGUGUGGAUCGGAGUAUUUUGUAAAAGGAAAAUGGGUCAAAUGUCCUAUUGAACAACCAACAAAGAAAGAAACAAAAGUAAACGGGCACAUAGGCGCUGGCAUAUGCAACAAGGUGGCAUGUUCUAUAGCUGUGUGUGUAGGUCAAAGAUGUUCGAAGGUACCAAGAGCUGUUUGCAGACCAAAUGAUUGUAACACGUGCACACCCGAAUGGUUUCUGGAUAAUAGACCAGUUAAUUGUGAAACAGGAGAACUGAUAGCUAGAAAGCCAUUGGUGAGCACGCCAAUAAAGCCGUGGCAAAAGCCGUGUGAAAAGGGUAUUCCCCUGACUAAAUGUGAUAUGAAAGUUUGCGAGAGUAAAGUAUGCAGAAAUUUCCCAAAUGCACAAUGCAGACCGGACGGAUGUGGCGGAUGUCGGGACACGUGGUACAUUGGCGAUAAACUUAUAGAUUGUUAUAGUGAUGAAUGUCCACCAAAGGUACCUAUUGUGAAAUGUGUUGAUGACCCAUGUAAAUAUUUUGGCCACUACUGUCCAGCUGCAGAAUGCAGGGCAUCUCAAUGCGGUAAAUGUGAAGCAAAAUUCUUUUCAAACGGUCAAGAAAUAGAUUGCGCCAUGCCACCAAAAGAAUGUCCAAUGGGUGUACAGCCUCUCCAAUGCCCAUACUACACGUGUCCAGCCAACAUUUGCCCGUCUAACAAAAGACUGAUGUGCCGAAUCGAUCCUUGUGGAAGAACGUGUAAAUAUGACUUCAUCGACAUUUACAACGGAGAACCAAUGUUGUGUCGUGUAUUCGAUGGUGAUGGUCGACAUCAAGAUAAUGCAGGACAAGUAACAGAUCAGAACGUCGGUGAUGGCGGAAACAGCGUGAAUCCGCCUUCUCUCGGGGACAUUGUUGGCAGCCCUGACCGAUUAGGCUUAGGAUUACCACAGUCUAUUGAUAGUAUGUCAGGACAAAAGCAAGACAAUUUUGUUGGCGAUCUUAAACCAUCAGGCGUUACAUUUAACACAGAUGCUAGUACAGGCAAAUCAGAUGGCAGUUUUCAGGUCAAACCUCUUUUUAUCAAUCCUGGACCUCCUAUAACAGAUCCUGAUUUACUUACACUGUUACGAUCGUACCCACAUGAGAUGGCAAAUAUUCCUACGGCCAUGAUCCAGAUUGCAUUGAAGAAAGACAAAGGCAUGCCGAUAACAUCUGAAGCCUUUAUUCAAGAGAGCUCACCAGUUACGAGCCAAGUAAUUGAUAACGGUAAUGUCAUAGCACUAAAACCAAAGCCGCAACAUCCACAAAAGAAUAUGAAUACUAAACCAAAAGAUGAUAAAACGGUAAAAACAUCCCAAAAUGUCAGAGAUAAUGUUUUUAGUGAUCAAUUAUUUGAGCUGCCAUCACAUAAUUCAGUAUUAUAUCCUGAAUUAUCGAAUCUUGCAACAGAAUCAUCAAAAGGACCAAAGAAAAACGAUAGGUCCAAUAACAAAGGUAUCUUACCGUCAAUAAACUCAGCACAAAAAGAUAACAAUAAGAAUAAUCCAUUCAAGCAUCCAGGAAAAACUGUUAAAAAGGUGAAACCUAUUAAGGAAAAACCGGCAGAGAAGACUUCAAAGAAGCAAGGAAUAAAAGUUUCUCAACCAAAGAGUCCAAUUGAGGGAAUACCAAUCAGCAUAGGGAUGUUUACGAUGUGGGCAAUGAGCUAAUUUGUCAAUAAAUACGAUGAUUUGAUAGACUCACUAAACAAACGAUGUGAACAAAUCUGAAAUUUAUAUUAAAUUUCCUUCACUGAUGGUACGUGCAAAGUGUCAUUGACAAAAAAACGUACAUUCUUGACACAAAUAUAAAAUUAUACCAAAGUAUCAAACAAUCUCAUUAAACCUGGUAUUGUGCUUUCUCCAGUUUCGAUCAAAUUCUGUGACGUUUGAAAGCGAUUUCAUAUAGGUUUGUAUUAAAUAUGCACGGACAUUGACUUUGAAAUCCUGUAAACAAAACGACUCGAAUGUUUAGUUUUAAACACCUUGUUACUAAAAAUUGCCUGAUCAUGUCCUAUCGGUUGUUUUCAUUCAUUGACAAACAUACUGGACAAAUUGCUUGCAUCUAAAUAAAUAAAAAACAAUUUGUUUUGUGUAAA